AUGCGAUCCAAGAGACACAGACCAAAUAAAGAUAACACAACGUUCUACGACACCCAGAAAGAUAACACAACGUUCUACGACACCCAGAAAGAUAACACAACGUUCUACGACACCCAGAAAGAUAACACAACGUUCUACGACACCCAGAAAGAUAACACAACGUUCUACGACACCCAGAAAGAUAACACAACGUUCUACGACACCCAGAAAGAUAACACAACGUUCUACGACACCCAGAAAGAUAACACAACGUUCUACGACACCCAGAAAGAUAACACAACGUUCUACGACACCCAGAAAGAUAACACAACGUUCUACGACACCCAGAAAGAUAACACAACGUUCUACAACACUGAUAAACACAACACAACGUUCUACAACACCCAGAAACAAAAGAUAACGUUCUACAACACCCAGAAAGAUAACACAACGUUCUACAACACUGAUAAACACAACACAACGUUCUACAACACCCAGAAACAAAAGAUAACGUUCUACAACACCCAGAAAGAUAACACAACGUUCUACGACACCUAG
This is a messenger RNA of Procambarus clarkii (red swamp crayfish), 537 nucleotides long. The record is from RefSeq and is a predicted model, not a curated record. NCBI's taxonomy places the organism in Eukaryota, Metazoa, Arthropoda, Malacostraca, Decapoda, Cambaridae.